AUUUAAAUCAAAUUAACAAAUUUUAUAAGCGAGUUUUACCUUGUAAGAUACAACUGGUUGUAUGAUACACGAGCUAUGGAUAAUAUAAACCACAAGAAAUAAGUACAUUCCAAUUGUGCUAUACUUAAGAUUCAAGCUAUUGAACCCAUUUAUGUUAUUCAAAAAAUAUAACCCAUUUGCCAAUCCAACAGCAACUCCUCUCCUUGAUUCUCUCCCAAAAAAAUUGAUAUAAAAAAGAAAGAAGUAGAAGCAAUAAUUAAGAGAUUAUUAUAAGUUUCCAUGUACGUAAGUUCCUAUGAAUUGUGACCAUUCCUCACAUUACACUCCAUAAAUACUCACAUCUUAACCACUUCCUUAUUCCCAUUUCACUACUUCACCCCAUUCUUUCCUGUUUGUUUCCCUCUCAUUUUUCUCUGUCGAUCUUUUUCUUACACACACCCACCCGCGUAUAGGCUGAUAUUAAUGAGCAAUAUGAGGGUGUUUAAUGUGUUGUGUUUCGGCGUAAUUUCCUUGCUUUCAAUUUUUUCCUCCGUGAAUGGCAGAGUUCCAGGUGUUUACCAAGGUGGGCCGUGGACACCUGCUCAUGCUACCUUCUAUGGCGGCGAUGAUGCUUCUGGAACUAUGGGAGGAGCAUGUGGGUAUGGAAACUUAUACAGCGCAGGAUACGGAACAAGUACUGCAGCACUAAGCACAGCAUUGUUCAACAAAGGUUUAACAUGUGGUGCAUGCUUUGAGCUCAAGUGUAUUAAUGAUCCACAGUGGUGUAAUCCUGGCAACCCUUCCAUCAUUAUUACUGCCACCAAUUUUUGCCCUCCUAACUAUGCUCAGUCGAGCGAUGAUGGUGGCUGGUGCAACCCUCCUCGCGAGCAUUUUGACCUCGCCAUGCCUAUUUUCAGCAAGCUUGCCCAGUUCAAAGCCGGAAUCAUCCCUGUGAAUUACCGCCGGGUGCCAUGCAGGAAGUCGGGAGGAAUAAGAUUCACAAUGAACGGUUCACAAUACUUUAAUUUAGUAUUGAUCACAAAUGUUGCUGGAGCAGGAGAUGCCAUACGUGUAAGAGUGAAAGGUACAAAAACAGAUUGGUUAAGUAUGAGUCGUAAUUGGGGUCAAAAUUGGCAAUCCAACGUCGUUUUGGUUGGUCAAGCACUCUCCUUCCGAGUCACUACUAGUGACCAUCGUACCUCUACUACAUUGAACUUGGCACCAGCUAACUGGCAAUUUGGUCAAACUUACGUUGGCAAGAACUUCAAAGUACGCUAAUUGAUUAAUUAAUCCAUGAAUAUGAUUAAUCUCAUGGAUUAAUUAAUUACAUCUUUCUGAGCUUAAUUAUAUUAUAAUUAUUAUUCCAUAUGCAUGCAAUUCUUAGUUUAUUUCUCACCAUCUCUAAUUGUAUUCUCUUUAAUUUUCAUGAGAAAAAUAGAGUGGUGGAGAUAUAUAGGUGAUUUAUAGUAGCAUAUUAUAUAUUCAAUCACUUAUCUUGAGUGAGGGUUAAUUAGUUACUAUUGUCUGUCAAAAUGGUAACUAAAUAUGCUUGUUUUAUAGUGGCUGAAGCGGUUGCAAAUGACAAAAUCAAAACGUAACCCGCAGUUUACUCUUUUUAUUAUUAUUAUUAUUUUAUACUCCAUAUAUAAAACGUAUAAGUGUAUUGUAUUGUAUUUCAAUGUUUACUAGUGAUUAUUGUUAGUGUAUCAAAUAAAUAAAGUUGUUGUUCAUUGUUACUUCCUUUUAAACUGAAUGGUUAGUUUACCA
Chenopodium quinoa (quinoa) is the source of this 1746-nucleotide messenger RNA. RefSeq names its product expansin-A4-like. Gene Ontology annotation, cellular component: extracellular region. The transcript has 3 exons. Gene Ontology annotation, biological process: plant-type cell wall organization. The record is from RefSeq and is a predicted model, not a curated record. Bases 463 to 1257 code for a protein of 264 amino acids. NCBI's taxonomy places the organism in Eukaryota, Viridiplantae, Streptophyta, Magnoliopsida, Caryophyllales, Amaranthaceae.